This is a messenger RNA of Lactuca saligna, 381 nucleotides long. NCBI's taxonomy places the organism in Eukaryota, Viridiplantae, Streptophyta, Magnoliopsida, Asterales, Asteraceae. The record is from the annotation of a GenBank genome assembly.
AUGGCAACAAGACAUGCAAUCGUCGCAGUACUUCUUUUUGUGAUCAGCAUAGCAACUCUUGUACAGGCUUCAACAGAAGUGGAUUGUCCUAAGCAGAUCAAACAACAAUCUAUGCAAUACUGUCACAUGUUCUUAUCGAGGAUUGAGACUACUACUGCCAUGAAACAAGAAGAGCAAAAGCCACAUGACUCACUUCUACAACGUUGUUGUCAACAACUUGGGAAGUUAGAUGAGUCAUGUCGAUGCAUGGAGAUACGAGAAUUUGUGCGUGUACAACAACAAGGAACUGUUUGGGAUACUUCACGCAUGAAGCGGCUAUUGCAAGAAGCUCCAAAUCUGCCAAAAAUAUGCAAAUUAGGACCUACAUUUUGUAAAAUUUAA